AGGGGGUGCCGGGGCCACGCAGCCUAGGCGGCGGCGGUCACCGCGUCUUCUCCAACCCUGCCGGACAUCAUGCCACAAGAGGAGUGAAUUCUUCCUCCUUUUCACAAUGGAGGACUCAGGAAAGACUUUCAGCUCCGAAGAAGAAGAAGCCAACUACUGGAAAGAUCUAGCAAUGACCUACAAGCAGAGGGCAGAGAAUACACAGGAAGAACUCCGAGAAUUCCAGGAGGGAAGCCGAGAAUAUGAAGCUGAAUUAGAGACACAGCUGCAACAAAUUGAAACCAGAAACCGGGACCUCUUGUCAGAGAAUAACCGCCUUCGCAUGGAACUGGAAACUAUCAAGGAGAAAUUUGAAAUGCAACAUUCUGAAGGCUACCGGCAGAUCUCAGCUUUGGAAGAUGACCUGGCACAGACGAAAGCAAUUAAAGAUCAACUGCAGAAAUAUAUCAGGGAGCUGGAGCAAGCAAAUGAUGACUUGGAAAGAGCCAAACGAGCCACGAUCAUGUCUCUGGAAGACUUUGAACAGCGCUUGAAUCAAGCCAUUGAAAGAAAUGCCUUUCUGGAAAGUGAACUUGAUGAGAAGGAAAACCUCCUGGAGUCUGUUCAGCGACUAAAGGAUGAAGCCAGAGAUUUGCGGCAAGAAUUGGCUGUACAACAGAAGCAGGAGAAGCCCAGGACCCCCAUGCCCAGCGCAGCAGAAGCUGAAAGGACAGACACAGCUGUGCAGGCCACAGGUUCUGUACCGUCCACUCCUAUCACUCAUCGAGGACUCAGCUCUGGAUUAAACACUCCGGGAACAUUCAGGCGUGGUCCAGACAACUCCACCAGUGGGACCCCUCUCACGCCUGCGGCCCGGAUUUCAGCUCUCAACAUUGUGGGGGACUUGCUGCGGAAAGUUGGGGCGCUGGAGUCCAAACUUGCAUCCUGCCGAAACUUUGUGUAUGAUCAGUCCCCAAACCGGACAAGUGGCCCGGCCUCAGGACGGGGGAGCAAAAACAGAGAUGGCGGCGGCGACAGAAGGACAAGCAGCAAUGGUGUGCCUCUG
This is a messenger RNA of Octodon degus (degu), 1045 nucleotides long. RefSeq names its product nuclear distribution protein nudE homolog 1. The annotation marks the transcript as partial. Gene Ontology annotation, biological process: microtubule nucleation; vesicle transport along microtubule; cell migration. Lineage: Eukaryota; Metazoa; Chordata; Mammalia; Rodentia; Octodontidae. The transcript has a single exon. Gene Ontology annotation, cellular component: kinetochore; centrosome; kinesin complex. The record is from RefSeq and is a predicted model, not a curated record. Gene Ontology annotation, molecular function: microtubule binding.